AUGACUUCAGAACUGAACAUUAUACUACCGUCAUCAAACUCUUCGUUAGAGCCAUAUGUUGAAAGCUAUGACGGCUACAUCUCCAAGCCUCAUGGCUACAAGGAAUACUAUGCAUGGAAUUUUUGCAUUGAUCGAUUUUUUGGCUGUUUGAUGUUUGGACUAUUGUCUUUGAUUAUAUUCAAUCAACAACGUCAGUUGAGAUCGCUCAGGCGAUGGACACGAAGUGUCGAAUAG
Cylicocyclus nassatus is the source of this 234-nucleotide messenger RNA. The record is from the annotation of a GenBank genome assembly. NCBI's taxonomy places the organism in Eukaryota, Metazoa, Nematoda, Chromadorea, Rhabditida, Strongylidae.